AUGCAUUCUUCUACUUAUACACUUCAUCUCUAUUUCAUUUCACGUGCAAAGAACUGUCCAAAUUGUGUCUUCUUCACCUCAACUCAACUCAAAACCCCUUUUUAUAACCUCAAAAUCACUCACUCCUCAGUCCUCAACAACACACAAUUAACUUCGCUUAUUUUCAUCAUCAUCAUCACCAUCUUCUUCUUGUUCUUGUUCUUGUUCUACGCAUGUGUUUACCAGAAGAAGAAAGAGAAAGAGAGAAAGCCAUGGCACUAGAACCAACUCUACUAUAUCAACAUCAACAACAAGACCCUUUUACCUACGGAUUCAACAAAGACCUCUACAACUACAACUUGUUAACAGAUUUUGAAGCUAAUAGCUUUGACUACAGUACUUCUAACUUCAACCUUCAAAAUGAUCAACAACAACAAGGUUCUGUUUCCACUUUUAUCAAUAACCAAACAGAGAGUUACCCUUUUCAAACUAACAACUGUUCCUCAUCAGAACAACCACCAUUAUUGUUGCCACAAAUGGAUGAAGUAGAAGCACUUCAUGUUACAAAUCCAUGUUUAGAAGAUAGCUCAAUUUCAACUCGUUGUCGUCCUAAGAAACGCAGAGUCAAAACAAGUAAGAAUAAGGAAGAAAUUGAGAACCAGAGAAUGACUCACAUUGCUGUAGAACGUAACAGAAGAAAACAAAUGAAUCAGUAUCUCUCUGUUCUUCGUUCUCUCAUGCCUGAAUCUUACGUCCAAAGGGGUGAUCAAGCAUCAAUUAUUGGGGGUGCUAUAAACUUUGUUAAGAAGCUUGAACAAAGAUUACAAUUUCUUGGUGUUCAGAAACAAAAAGAGGAAAAAAUUGAUACUAUUGUUGCAAAUAAAAACAAGCCCUUUUCUGAAUUUUUCACUUUUCCACAAUACUCAACAAAUGCUAUAGUGUGUGAAAAUUCUGAAGCAAAUAAUGGUGAGAUUGAGAAAAUGGGUGAAGUUCAAACUAGCAAUAUUGCUGAUGUUGAAGUAACAAUGGUUGAAAGCCAUGCAAAUCUCAAAAUAAGAUCAAAGAAAAGACCAAAACAGCUCUUGAAAAUGGUUUCUAGUUUGCAUGGAAUGUGUUUAACAAUCUUGCAUCUUAAUGUCACUACAACUGAUGAAUUUGUCUUCUAUUCUCUCAGUGUUAAGGUGGAAGAUAAUUGCAAGCUUGGAUCAGUGGAUGAGAUAGCUGCAGCUGUAUACCAAAUGUUGGAAAGGAUUCACCAAGAGACAUUAUCAAUAUUAAAUUAAGAUCUAAACCUACUUAAGCUAAUUUUUUGCCUUUUUAAACCUUAAGAUCUCUUGAUUAUGGUGAAUAUUAAUUUUCUCUCUUUGCUCUUUCAAGAUUUAUCUAAUUAUUGCAAAGGCUGUUUAAUACUUUA
Trifolium pratense (red clover) is the source of this 1393-nucleotide messenger RNA. RefSeq names its product transcription factor bHLH96-like. Gene Ontology annotation, biological process: regulation of transcription by RNA polymerase II. The transcript has 3 exons. Bases 213 to 1262 code for a protein of 349 amino acids. The record is from RefSeq and is a predicted model, not a curated record. Gene Ontology annotation, molecular function: protein dimerization activity; RNA polymerase II cis-regulatory region sequence-specific DNA binding; DNA-binding transcription factor activity, RNA polymerase II-specific. NCBI's taxonomy places the organism in Eukaryota, Viridiplantae, Streptophyta, Magnoliopsida, Fabales, Fabaceae.